Messenger RNA from Ruditapes philippinarum (Manila clam), 8747 nucleotides. Its product is annotated as afadin-like. Lineage: Eukaryota; Metazoa; Mollusca; Bivalvia; Venerida; Veneridae. The coding region runs from base 182 to 6736 and encodes 2184 amino acids. Gene Ontology annotation, biological process: signal transduction. Gene Ontology annotation, molecular function: protein binding. The transcript is spliced from 26 exons. The record is from RefSeq and is a predicted model, not a curated record.
CAUGCGCACUACAUUCCAAUUCGAUGGGAGGCCGUUGAAACGGUGUAAACUUAUGGAAAACAUUCCCCAGUGUUUACAAUGUGAUAUUCGAAAAGAAUCAAGUAUUUUUGUGGAUGGAAUAAAUUAAAAAUAUUUCGAUUUUAGAGAAUUAAAUUAAACGGUUUGGAUUUACUUUAGCGAAAUGGUGAAACCGGAGGAAAUCCGUGAUCGUCAAAAGCUUGCAAACUUGAUAAGUCAGUGGAACUCGGAACAUUACGAUCUUUUUGAACUUAGUCCACCAAACGAGAGCUUAGAGUUCCACGGGGUUGUAAGAUUUUACUUCCAAGAUGAAGACCAUAAUGUAGUCACAAAGUGUAUAAGGGUGGCGAGCUCAGCCACCACAAAGGAAGUUGUUGAUGUCCUGGUGGAGAAGUUUCGUCCAGACAUGCGCAUGUUGACAGCUAACAGAUAUAACCUGUUCGAGGUUCAUAUAAAUGGAGAGGAGAGGAAAUUGUUGGAUGACGAAAGAAUUCUAUACGUGCAGUUGAACUGGGGGAAAGAUGUACGAGAAGGCAGAUUUUUGCUACGCAGAGAGGGUGCAUCUGCUGCCCCAGAGAAAGAAAGUGGUCCAGGAUUCAAAAGAAAGUUGUCAAAAAGAGAAAAGAAAGAAAAGAAGAAAGCAGAUAAGGAAAGAAAGAUGAACAAAGAAAAUGUGGAUAAGAAUGGGGGUGUGGCCCAACAGUUGUAUACUGACGCCCCUGAGACUAGUUUUACUCGGAGUAUUUCCAAUCCGGAGGCAGUUAUGAGGCGGCGAAGGCAGCAAAAGUUGGAGAAAAAGUUACAACAAUUUCAUGGACAAAAUGGCCAAGGGGGUACAUUGAAGAUCUAUGGUGAGACUUUGAAGCCAGAUGUGCCAUAUAAAACACUGUUACUGUCGACAGCAGAUACAGUAAAACAUGUCAUCAAAGAAGCGAUGGAGAAAUAUGAUGUUGAUACUGAAGAUACUUCACAGUUUGUACUUGUCGAGGUGCUGGUACCACCAGGGGAAAGAGAAUAUCACGGAGGUACAAUAGGCGAGGAAAGGAUAAUGGAAGAUGAUGAAUGCCCGUUAGCUAUUGCCAUGCAGCAUCCGCCUAGCAGAGGAAUGUUGAUGUUCCAAUUGAAGAGGAAGAAUGUGGAUAUGAUAAAGCCCAAAUAUAAGAGACAACGGGCGGUAUCCCAUGAAGAUCUACGAUCCACACAGGCACCUAGUAGCCAGCAAACCCCACCUAAUAAAUUACCUUUCUUGGUGGAAUUAAAUCCAGAUGGUACAGAGAAUUUGAAAGGUAAAGUACAUAGGUUACAUUUAGAUGUUACAGAAGUUGGCCGUGAAAAACCACCAUCCACAAAUGGACAGUAUUUACAAUUAUAUGGUCCAAACAUACAGUCUCGGCAUUGUGUAAUAGCUCACACCAGUGAUGUAGUGACGGUUACCCCAACCAGUCGCGAGUCCGAGACAUACGUUAACAACCAGCGCAUUCAAGAGACUACAAUGCUUCAGCACGGAAUGACGGUCAAAUUCGGCAAACAGAAUGCAUUUAGAUUUUUCGAUCCUGCUUGGGAAGAGAAAAUGAGAAGAGGCGGGAUGCCUCAGGAAUUAGCACAGAGACAAGCAACAGCCCCACCCUUCCCUAACCGUCCACAGGAAACAAAUUUUGAUAUGGAUGGUCGUGUAGAGACGACGGACGGUGUUCGGCCUCAGCAGCCACAGAGACAAGAAAGUCGACAAAGCGGUCACAGUAGUUUACAGGGCAGCAGUGUUCAUGGAAGCAGUCAUGAUGAUAUGCCAAGAGCUUCACCUCGUGAAAGUCGACCUGACGGCACCAAGUUUGAAGAUGCAUUACCAGCUAGUUUAGAGUUUAGAGAUGACAAAGAGAACGAUUUUCUGAGUACAGUUAUUCUUGACACAAAUGCUUCUGCGACACAGUUCAAACUUUCUCCUACCUACACCAUGUAUCUGGCGGUGAGAUUCCGGCUUUCGAGUGCAUACAGACCGGAACUCAGUCCGUCCGACAGAGCUCAUAAGUUGACGUCAGUUGUUAACAAAAUAGCUCAGAUGAUUCCACAAGCAAUACAGGAUAAUCGUGAUAACCCGGCAACUCUAGCAUUCUGGAUGGCAAAUGCGUCGGAGAUCCUGCAUUUCUUCAAGCAGGAUCAUGAUAUACAUUUGUUCAGUCAGGACUCGCAGGAGAUGUUAGCCGAGGCCGUUCAGAUGGCUUUUCAUCACCUAGUACGAUGUCUACAGUACGAUCUUCAACGCACACUUCCAGCAUUCCUCGAUGAAAAUGAUGACGAUGGUGAAAUAGAUGAUAGGAGUCGUUAUAACAGAAAUAAGCCAACUAUGAUGGACAUUUUAGACACGUUGUCGUCGGCCAUGAAUCUACUGAGACGAUGUCGCGUGAACGCUGCACUCACCAUUCAACUCUUCUCCCAGUUAUUUCACUUUAUUAACAUGUGGGUGUUUAACAUCCUCGUCACAGAGAAAAGAUUGAACCUGUGCACCAAGGCAUGGGGUGUCAGACUGAAGAGACGUCUAGGGCGUGUAGAGGCCUGGGCCGAGAAACAAGGCCUAGAACUGGCUGCCGAUUGCCACCUUUGUAGAAUAAUUCAGGCUGCUCAUUUGCUGCAAGCACCAAAAAGUAGUCCAGAUGACAUAGCCAACAUAAGUUCCACCUGUUUCAAGCUGAACUCCCUUCAAUUGCGUGAAUUGCUUGAACGUUACCAACCUGAGCCGAUGGAGCCCCCAAUACCUCACAAUCUUAUCGACAGAGUCGUGUCUGUGGCAGAGAAUAUGGCGGAUGAGCUGAUACGCACAGACGGACGUCAAGUACAAUUAGAAGAGGACCAGGAUUUACAGCUUCCAUUUUUACUUCCUGAAGAUGGAUAUUCUUGUGAUACUAUUAAAGGUGUUCCAAAUGGAUUGGCGGAUUUCAUUGAGCCAUUGACAAGGGCUGGUCUAUGUCGAAUGGCACACCAACCACAGGCCAGUGGUCUCUGGACUGUGUACAUGUCGGACGACGAGUCAUCACAAAUAAUUGAGGAAUCGAUACGUGAUCGGAAAGAUCGAAUUGCGGAUCCACGGCAGCAGGCGCAGCAGCAAGUGGCGCAACAGCAGCAACCACCUCAGGGUCCAUCAUCGCCAGUUUCAAAAGAGCCGGAAGUCAUUGUGGUCAGCUUUAACAAGGUGAAAGGCAGUAUGGGGUUGAGCAUCGUUGCAGCAAAGGGAGACGGACAGAGGGAGAGAGGGAUUUACAUUAAGUCUGUUGUACCGGAAGGAGCCGCUGCUAUUGAUGGGCGACUACAAGCAGGAGAUCAGCUGUUAGAAGUAGAUGGCAAAAGUCUGGUGGGAUUAACUCAAGAAAAAGCGGCUGAGCUUAUGACUAGGACUGGUAAUACUGUAACAUUAAAAGUUGCUAAACAAGGUGCCAUCUACCACGGCCUAGCCACACUCCUCAGUCAACCAUCACCCAUCAUGCAACGAGCUUCCCCUCAGAAGACCCCUAUGACACCUAGUAAACAGCGCCCUGGCGAGGACGGCCCACCUCCCUACAAUGGCAUGCCAGAAAAUGAUCGUAGACCAGGCAUGCAGAAAGGUACACUGCCUCGUGAUAUGAGAGGUCAAGGUCUUCGUGGCCCUGAUAGUAGAUCUUCUCCAGCUCUCAACAGUGAUCAACCAAUGUCUGCUGCUGAAAGGUUACAUGUGCAAGCACCUGGUCACCAGGCACCGCAUCCGCACGGUCACCACAACAGACGUGGUGAUAAUCGUGAUAUGAUGGAUAAAUCAAAAUCUAUUCCAAACCUUCACAUUGACAAUUCUUUCGAUGGCCGACAUGAUCCAGGAGUGAUGCGGCCAGCACAGAGUGUAAGUGCGUUACAGCGCAAUCAGAACCCUGACUAUUAUAAUCAGCCUCAUUCACUGGAGGAUUCAAGAAGUCACGAUUACGAAAAUCAACCUAUUGACCCAAGAAUUAGGGAUCAGAAUAGAGGAUAUCCAAAUACGAGUCAACAACCAUCGCCCAGAACGCAAUACAAUCGUCCACCUAUGCACCAAUCACCAGCAAGAACUGCACAGAAUUUUGAAAGACCACAAUCACAGUUUAUUGCUCCUCAUGAUAGGCCAGAGUUAAGGAACGGACGUCCAAAGUCAGAGGAGAUCAGUCAAGAGAGAUUGAGAAAUUGGCAGGAUGGCCAAGGGUCUCCUCAUGACAGUUUCGAAAAUAGAGUACCUAACUAUAGCAAUAUUAGACCGCAACCUAAUUAUGCAAAUCAAGGUGAGAUUAGAAAGAUGGACAUGGGCAACCAGUCGAAACAGCCAAACUUUUACGAAAAUACGUUACCAAGGCAACAAGAACCAACGCCUCCAUUCCAGCAGCUAAGGCAACCGGAAGAAGAAAAGUCUAAGCCAAUGACAGCACCAAAACCGUCAGUGGCACCAAAACCAAAUCAGCCAAUGGUACAUCCUACAGAGAUUCCAAGAUCAGACAUAGAUAACAGACAAACUCAACCUCAUUUCUACAACCCACAGCUUAGAGAUAAACCAGUGUAUCCCCAGGCAUCACAGAGUUUUAACACUUCACCCAACUCUCAGAGUCAUUACCAAAAUACAAGCUUCCAUGAUGGUCGAGCAGAUUUUAGAAAUAAGCAUUCCCCAGGGGGAAGUGAUAUGCACAAGAGCCCAAAUAUGUCAAGUAACAUGCACGAAAUUCCUCCAGAACUGCCGCCACCACCGUCAAUGGAUGAAUUGCAAGAUGAAGAAUUACCUCCCCUGCCUCCACCACCAGCUAUGGAUUACAGACUUGAACAAAAAAUACGUGAAGAACAGAACAGACUUUUACAACAGCCUCCCUCUGACCCAAGUUAUAGCAAUCUUCCUCCACAGAAUAGCAGAAAUCAGCCAUUUUCCACUACAUCAAUAAUGCGUGACCCAAGGUCUGCAACUCAACCUGGGAACCAGUCACUUCCACCCAAUUCUGCUGGUUACCAGCCUCCAAUGAGUUCUGGGUACCAGCCCCACCAUCCGACCGGAUAUCAGCCUCCACAUUCAGCUGGUUUCCAAAUUCAUCAGCCACAGUCAUUGCCAGUACAGUCAGCUGGGUAUCAGCCUAACCAUGACUACCAAAAUAUUAACUAUCCAAACAGAAGUAUGGAGCACAGUCCAUCUGCCCAACAGCCACAUCAACAACAACAACAAAAUUUGUACGAAUCAUAUGAUCCAAGAAAAACGCAGUCAAAUCUUAGGCCCGCAAUUCAUACCCAGAUCAAAGAUCAACGCGAAACAAUUUUGUCGCCAUGGCAACGUGAGGAGAAAGAAAAGCAACUCAAAGAACAGGAAGAAGGAAUGAAUCGUAUACGCGAGAUGGAGAUCGCUGAAUUGGAGUCUAGACCACAUCGGACACCACAAGAGGAAGAACGUUUACGAAAACUAAGACUGGAUGCAGAGUUUAAUAGGAGAUUACAAGAAGUACAGAACAAAGACGAAGACGAUGAUUCCGACGAUGAUAGAUUUGUAAGUGCUCGUAUAUCAGUGCAGGGAUUACAAGAGGAUCUUGUGAAGAGUCGGAUGAAGAUGCAGGAAUUAGAGCAGAAACGUCAGUACGAGGAUAUGGAGAAAGAAAAAGAGCGAAUGCAGAGGUUAGAACGACGUAUUGAGAUGUUUGAGAGGGAACGCGAGGAUACUAAACAACGACAACAACGACGCAUGGAAAAACAACAGCGGGAACAAGAAGAAUAUUUUAGAAAACAAAAGGAGGCUCGUGAACAACACCGUCGAGAGAUUGAGGAAAAUUUACGUCAACAGAGACUAGAGGAGGAAAAAUUACGAGAGAAGAAAAGACAGGAAGAGGAACGAAGAAAAGAAAUGGAGAGACAGAGACAGAAAGAAAUUCAGGCUCAGAAAGAGGCUGAGGAGGCCCGAGCUCGGGAAGAAAUACGUAAACAAGAGGAGGAGUACCAGCGGCAACAACUUGCUGAGCAGGAGCGUCGUAGACGUGAAGAGGAACGGGAAAUCAGAGUUGCGGAGGAGAAAAAACGAUUAGAGGCCCUAGCUUAUCAGCAAAAUCAAUAUUAUUCACAAUACGAAAACUUGCCGCCUCAGGGUUCUCCAAAAACUGUGCCAGAUCAUUAUAAUCAAGGUCAGUAUGGUGGUCCGCCCCCACCAGAGAGACAGUCUUCGUACAAUACAGGAAGAAACAUGAACGCACGUGAUGAUAACAUGGAUAGGUAUAACGGUGGUUAUCACACCAAUCCUCCAUACGGAGGUCAGGACAAUAUGCCCUCGAAAAAAUCUGUAUCAUUUAACCCACAAGUGAAUUUAGAAAUGGGGCAAGGAAGCCCCGCACAUAAUUCAUCAUAUCAGCCAUUUCAGAGGGCGUACACACCACCGGAGUCGCAAAGUAUGUCACGUACAAACUAUUCUCAGUCACAGUCAGUGCCAGUCAGUUCUGUGCCGUCACCCACUGUAAACAAUAAUGAUAUCAAAUAUAGAACUCAAGAAAAUACACCGACGGUGAUUGGUUCGCAGGAAAUAUAUCGCGAUCCGAGAUCUAGAAUCGAAGCAAAAAUGGCGAACAAAAAUAAACAAAAUGCUGAUAGAUUAUCGUUCAGAGACAAGAUGAAAUUCUUUGCUCAAGAAGCGGGGGAGCAUACUCCGAAGGAGAAACCAAAAGCAUCGACAAGCCAGAGACGUAUUGAAUCUCAGCUACUAUAUAACGGGCAGUGAAUCUAACUCCACAUUAUGAAUUAAAAUGAAUAUUAAGAAGAUAUGCAAGUAAAAUCUCGGUUACCUUGAACUAACAUCAAGGUGUAAAUAAUGAAAGCAAAUAUAGAGAAGCACUGGCAGAAUAAGUGCUUUACAAUUGUGUUCAGAGGGGUGAAUUAUGAGAACAUUUCGUGUUGUGUCCGAGAGUGACGGGGAAUUUUACGUACUCUCACAAAUUUUAAUGGACAAGAUUUUACGGAUAAUGAAACUCUUGGUUGUGCUUAACAUUUUAUUAUGGAAUGAGUUGUGAACAACCGCUAUGUGAUAUUCAGAGAUUUGUUUCGAUAUUUAAAUAUGCGUGUAAAACUUAAUAUAGAGUAUGUAUAAAUGCGUAAACGUUUACAAUGGCUGAUACAAAGCAAUAAUCAAUAACAAAAAAGGGAAAAACAUCAUGGCGCACGUAAUUUAUGCAGCAGGUCUCGUCUUUUGUCAGAUAGUUAGCAUUUAUUAUGUAAAUAGUAUAUAUUUUUUUACAUGAUAUGUACAUUUGUAUGUAACUAUGUAUUUUCUACAUGUAUUAUACUGCAUUCCACAUUAUUAUCAUCAUAAUUGUGAUACUUGUACUGGGUUGUUAAACAAUUUUUUUUUCGUUAUCUCACAUCAAAAUAGUUACUGUUUGAUGAUAGUGAUUUUUUUCUUCCCAUCUCUUAAAACCUUAUUAGAUAUUUAAAAACUGUAGUAUGUAUUAUAUAGUAGCAUUUUAGGCGAAAAUUCUCAUGUUUAUUCAACAAAUUUGUGAUUAUUUAAUAUCCGUGGGCCAGGUGCAAUAGAAAGUGCAUCUGGCCCAAAACUGCUUUUUCUUGGAAACUAAGACUCUGCUGCCUCUCUCCUAUGAUAUUAGUUUUGACUUUUUCUGAACCUUAAUUAUAGUUCAUUUGCAAUUGACAAAAAAGAUGUUUAAUGCUAAUAAAAUCUAUUGUCAUUAUUUUAAUUGUCAGCGAGCACCUUGUCAGCAGACUUGUUUUCAGUAUGUAACGUUUUUAUCUUGUAUUAAAACUGUACAUCUUUGGUAUAAAUUUGAUAGGAUUUUAAAAUUGAACUAAUAAAAAAAACACGCAAAACCAAGGCACAUUCUAGACUCUGUACUAACAAUUGUGGAACACAGAGAUUUUUUUGUUGCUGAAAUUUCGUUAAUUCCACUUGAAAAAAAAUUAAUAGAUUUAAAAAAACAGAAAAUUGAGUGAAUAUCUAUUGAAAAUUACUAUUAUAUAAAUUAAAUAAUUAUCUUAUCAAUUAAUUAAUUAGCAGAUUAUGAAUAUCUAUAUAUUUUGGUUGCUUGCAUUUUUCUCUAUGCUGUACUUUUAUAUUAUUUCUAGGAUUUUUUUUUCUGUUUGUUCUGGUGUUGUCUGACUUUUUACGUAUUUCUGUUUCGAACGUUACGCAGGAGUGAGCGACUUGUUUGUUGAUCAACUUGUCACUUGCCUGUAUCUGUUAACGUCAUUUGAAACAAAACGUGCAUAAAUGUGUAACGUUGAAUAGAUUUUUAUGGUUUUCAUAUAUAUAUAUAUUAUAUAAAAGUAUCAUAACAUAUCACCGAUCAGUUGUUGUUAUGUUUGUCUAUGUACAUAUUUUAAGAUAAAUAUUUUUACAAGAAAUUGAUAUUUGAUAUAAAAAGAAAUACAUUACAGAGGCCUAUAUUAUCUCCCUCAUUGUCGCAGUUUAAAAACACCUAUGCAUGAAAUGGUUGUGUAAUUAAUUGUGUUUUAUUGUUCUACAUUGUUUGUUGUUACAUUUUCACAUUCAUCCAUUGGAAAAUAUUAUUUUAUACAAGAUUUUAAGUAUCGAAUAUAAAGAGAAAAUGAGAAUUUAUAAGAAGGAUACAAUUUGACUUGGAUUUAUGAUGAAAAAUUCUGUAAGAAUUUGGACUGCAAAUUAAAAUUGAAUUUGUCAUCUAUUUUGUACAGAGAAGUUAAAAACAAUAAAAUAUCAUGUUGAUAAUCAUGUUCAAAAAUAAAAGUAAAAAAAAAUGCAA